Messenger RNA from Thalassophryne amazonica, 1515 nucleotides. RefSeq names its product proliferation-associated protein 2G4-like. Bases 102 to 1334 code for a protein of 410 amino acids. NCBI's taxonomy places the organism in Eukaryota, Metazoa, Chordata, Actinopteri, Batrachoidiformes, Batrachoididae. The record is from RefSeq and is a predicted model, not a curated record. The transcript has 14 exons.
UUACGUCACGGUGCAGUGGGCGGGGCUUUGAGAGCGGCAGCAGGGAGUCCUGUACAGUCUGUUCGGUGCCCGCGAACGACUUAUUAAACUUCACUGCCAAGAUGUCUGACGAGGAGCAGGAGCAGACCAUCGCGGAGGAUCUGGUGGUCACCAAGUACAAAAUGGGAGGCGACAUCGCCAACCAGACUCUUCGUCAGGUGGUGGAAGCAGCCAAGCCCGGGGUGUCAGUGCUCAGCCUAUGUGAGAAGGGCGACUCUUACAUAAUGGCAGAGACAGGAAAGGUCUUCAAGAGGGAAAAGGAAAUGAAGAAAGGCGUUGCCUUUCCCACCAGCGUUUCAGUCAAUAACUGUGUUUGCCAUUUCUCUCCCCUGAAGAGUGAGCCUGACUACACACUUAAAGAUGGGGAUCUGGUCAAAAUAGAUCUUGGGGUUCAUGUUGAUGGCUUUAUUGCCAAUGUUGCACACAGCUUUGUGGUGGGAGCCACUAAGGAGAACCCUGUCACGGGCCGGAAAGCUGAUGUGAUCAAAGCUGCCCACCUGUGUGCAGAAGCAGCUCUUCGUCUUGUUAAACCUGGUAACCAGAAUACUCAAAUAACAGAGGCUUGGAACAAGAUCACCCAGUCUUUAAAAUGCAUGCCUAUAGAGGGCAUGCUGUCUCAUCAGCUAAAGCAGCACAUCAUAGCUGGUGAGAAGACCAUCAUUCAGAAUCCAUCAGACCAGCAAAGAAGGACUGGGGCGACAGCCCAACUGGGAGGAACCCCCCCCGAACCAAGCAGGAAAGACCAUGAGAAAGUGGAGUUUGAGGUACAUGAAGUCUAUGCUAUAGAUGUGUUGAUUAGCACUGGCGAAGGGAAGGCCAGGGAUGGAGGUCUGAGGACCACAAUUUUCAAGAGGGACCCUAGUAAGCAGUAUGGCUUGAAGAUGAAGACUUCACGCACAUUCUUCAGUGAGGUGGAACGACGGUUUGAUGCAAUGCCCUUCACACUCAGGGCUUUUGAGGAUGAAGCCAAAGCCCGUCUGGGUAUACUAGAAUGUGCCAAACAUGAAUUGUUGCAACCCUUCAGUGUACUUCAGGAGAAAGAAGGAGAGUUUGUAGCUCAGUUUAAGUUCACAGUGCUGCUGAUGGCCAACGGCCCCCACAGAAUCACCAACGGACCUUUUGAUCCCGAUUUCUACAAGUCAGAGCAUGAAGUCCAAGAUCCAGAACUAAAAACUUUACUACAGAGUUCUGCAAGCCGUAAAUCACAGAAGAAGAAGAAAAAGAAAAAGAAGGCCACAAAAACUGCAGAAAAUGCAACUGGACAAACAACAGAGGAAACUGAGGCAGCAGAAUAAAGGCAGCCUUUCCAUACAUACAGAAACAUGUAAGAACCCAAAGAAAUGCAAGAGAAAACAUCAUAAAUGACCCCAAACUGAUCAUUCGCAGAUUAAACAAAUUCAUAAUAAUUAUGUUGGAGUCAGCCGAAGAUUGUGUAGUUUGUGAGCUUGACAACACUGGGCCCUUUACUUUUUUUUU